This is a messenger RNA of Calliphora vicina (urban bluebottle blowfly), 830 nucleotides long. RefSeq lists its product as uncharacterized. Bases 79 to 666 code for a protein of 195 amino acids. The transcript has 2 exons. The record is from RefSeq and is a predicted model, not a curated record. Lineage: Eukaryota; Metazoa; Arthropoda; Insecta; Diptera; Calliphoridae.
UUUCAUAAUUUAUCAAGUCGAUUAAAAAGAAUUCGAAUUAUUUUUUAUUAUCCCAUUGAUUAUCAAAAUUUCUAAUAUAUGGCUGAUGAAACCGAAGAAUCUUUUCACUCCACCGAGGAGACAACCAAAAUUGAGACGGAACCUGAAAAUACAAAAGAUGCAGCUCCAACUGAAUUAACACCAACACCCGCUUCUUCUUCUUCUCCCAAACCAACGACCUCCUUCAACGAACAUGAAAUUUUAGCAGAACAAUUUGAAAAUUAUUUGCGCAUUGCCCAGGCUCUAAUGAAAACUCUAAAGCGACCCAAGGAUAUUGAAAUUUGUACGAAUCUUUUGCGCAAAGUUCAACGGCUCAAUGACAGCAAACAUUUGGAGGUGAAACGUAAUAAUAACGCCUUCUUUCGUUAUUGCCUGAAAGUGCUAAAGUGGACUAGUGACAAUCAACCUUUGGAAUUAUAUCAAUGUUGGUAUCAAAAUAAGGAUACUGUUGAGGGACCUACAGAAUCACGCACUUGGUUAGAGAAUAACAAAUCUUACAUGGCCUUAAAGUUUCUAAAAGAUGGCACGAAUAUUAUAUACGCUGCCGUUGCCGAUGAUCCAGCGGCUGGUUGGCAAGAUGGUGGUUUGAAUAUAUUGGCAAAGCGGGGAGCUUGUUCGAGGAAUUAGUAAAUGUAGGGGAAUUGCUGGUAAUAAAAUUUGUGGUUAUAAAAUUUAGAAAAAUACCAAAGAGAUUUUUGUGUUAAUAAAAAUUAUUCAGAUCAUAAAGGAGUUUAUUCCUUACAGAUAAUAAAUCGUCAGUUAUUGAUAUUUUAUAUUAUAAAAAAGUGGAA